Neoarius graeffei (lesser salmon catfish) is the source of this 1902-nucleotide messenger RNA. RefSeq names its product protein kinase C and casein kinase substrate in neurons protein 1-like. NCBI's taxonomy places the organism in Eukaryota, Metazoa, Chordata, Actinopteri, Siluriformes, Ariidae. Gene Ontology annotation, molecular function: protein binding; phospholipid binding. The transcript is spliced from 10 exons. The record is from RefSeq and is a predicted model, not a curated record. Gene Ontology annotation, cellular component: cytoplasm; endosome; plasma membrane. The coding region runs from base 148 to 1473 and encodes 441 amino acids. Gene Ontology annotation, biological process: plasma membrane tubulation; cytoskeleton organization; positive regulation of dendrite development.
CGGGGUCACCUUCUGUAGCGUCUCUGCGACGGAGAGGAGCCGCGCGCGCUUCGGACCGCAGAGGAAACAGCGAUUACCCGGUCUUGAGGAAGUUCAGCCCGCUGCCGUCGUCUUCGUUCUCCAGCCAGAUUCACUCCAUCCACAAACAUGUCCGGCUCCUACGAUGAAUCUGCCGCUGCUGAUGAGGCCAUGGACAGUUUUUGGGAGGUGGGGAACUACAAGCGUGCCGUAAAGAGAAUUGACGACGGCCAUCGACUCUGCAACGAUCUCAUGAACUGCCUACAGGAACGUUCCAAGAUUGAGAAGGCAUACAGUCAGCAACUCACUGAGUGGUCCAAGAGAUGGAGACAGCUGAUUGAGAAAGGGCCUCAGUACGGUUCUGUGGAGCGAGCCUGGCUGGCUGUGAUGACGGAGGCGGAUAAAGUGAGCGAGCUCCAUCAGGACGUGAAGAACGGCCUGCUGAACGAGGAUGUAGAGAAGGUAAAGAACUGGCAGAAAGACUCCUACCACAAACAAAUGAUGGGCGGCUUCAAGGAGACCAAAGAGGCAGAAGAAGGUUUCAAGAAAGCCCAGAAACCAUGGGCCAAGAAACUCAAAGAGAUGGAAACAGCUAAGAAGACAUACCACAUGGCCUGUAAGGAGGAGAAACUGGCAGUGUCCCGUGAGGCCAACAGUAAGGCCGAGGCGUCCGUCACUCCGGACCAGCAGAAGAAACUGCACGAGAAAACGGAGAAGUGCAAACAGGACAUGCAGAAGGCUAAGGAGAAGUAUGAGAAGUCUCUGGAGGAGUUGGGGAAAUGUCAGCCACAGUACAUCGAGAGCAUGGAGCAGGUUUUUGAUCAAUGCCAACAGCACGAGGUGAAGAGACUCAACUUCCUCAAAGAGGUUCUUCUGGACAUCAAACGUCACCUCAACCUCACCGAGAACCAAAGCUAUGCGACAGUUUACCGUGAGCUGGAACGCAGCAUCCUCGCCAUCAACUCGCAGGAGGAUCUGAAGUGGUUCAGCAACAACCACGGCCCCGACAUGCACAUGAACUGGCCCCAGUUUGAGGAGUACAAUCCAGACGCCACCAACGCCGUGGCCAAGAGAGAGAAGAAGAAGCCGGAUGGAGCUGCCCCUGCCACGCCCAGUACGGAGCACGGAGGACAGCCAGGAGACCGCGGCAGUGUGAGCAGCUACGAUAAGAACCAGGCGUACUCUACAGAAUGGUCUGAUGAUGAACAGCCAGCUGGAUAUUCAGGAAACGAGACUAACGGUGGCGGGAACUCGUUCGAGGAUGACUCUGGUAGAGGAGGAGUGAGAGUGCGAGCGCUGUACGAUUACGAAGGACAGGAACAAGACGAGCUCAGCUUCAAAGCAGGAGACGAACUGACGAAGAUCGAGGAGGAGGACGAUCAGGGCUGGUGUCGGGGACGUCUGGAUAACGGACGGACGGGAUUGUACCCCGCCAACUACGUGGAGGAAAUCUAAUGACAAAGGAAGACAUACCACUGCAUUAUAACAGCCUGGCGCAGAGCAGAGACUGCAGAGCAACACACACACACACACACACACACACACACACACACUUCCCCAACAAAAUACGCUAAGCAGUCUCGUCUAAAUACAAACAAAAUAACGUCUUAGUAAAGCUAUAAACAUUUAUUCACACAGUAUAUAAAGCUACGGAGUGUGAGGGAGGGAAGAACGUAUACGUUAUAUCCAGAAACAUUUACUGCUAUAAUGUAUAUCAAUAUCACACACACACACACACACACACACACACACACACACACACACACACACACACAACCAUAUGCAAGUUCAGGGAACUAUAUUGAUGUGUGUUUGAUAUGGAAACUGUGCGGCUCACUGCUUUGUGUCUGUCAUAUCGAUAAAAUCAAAACGUUUUGAGGAAAA